Messenger RNA from Talaromyces amestolkiae, 2133 nucleotides. RefSeq lists its product as uncharacterized. The record is from RefSeq and is a predicted model, not a curated record. NCBI's taxonomy places the organism in Eukaryota, Fungi, Ascomycota, Eurotiomycetes, Eurotiales, Trichocomaceae. Bases 1 to 2133 code for a protein of 710 amino acids. The transcript has a single exon.
AUGGUUUCUUCGCGGCGCGCUGCUGCGAGUACUACCGCAGUGGGGACUCCAUCUCGUCCGGUCCGCAGUAACAGACGUCAAAUCACAUCAUACAACGACGAUUCAUCAUCGGCUUCCCCUUCAUCUGAGAGCGAGCAGAACGAGCACCACGACGCAGAGGACAAUACCUCAGCCGCCACAUGGAGACGCUCUUCGACUAACCGACGUAGCACCCGCACCCAAUCUGUUGCGUCUGCUUCAAGUAGCCGACCUCAACGCACAGUGUCCAAGCCAAGAACAUAUCAAGAACCCUCCUCGGAUGAGGACUUGGACAGCGUGAUUGCUCGCUACCCGGAAAUGGUCACUCCUUCUAACAAGGGUUCGCAAGCUGCGCCUCGACCCCCUCGUACUAGUGCUCGGCAACGGCAGCAGCAGGCGGAGGCCUCUCCCAGCAAGAGAAAGCGGACUCCCGUGCAAUCGCCUCGCAAGCGUCGACAUGCCGAGUCCACGAUGGAGGUCAACGAGUCGGCUCCUCCUUGGCAAAAUCUGCCCUAUCAGGUGCUUUUGAGUAUUUUCAUGUAUGCUUUUCCUCCAUUGUCGGACACCAGGCAGGGCAUCGAAACCGAAUCGGGGAAUAGCAAGAAGUUGUUAGACAUCGCUCUGCUCUGUCGUGCCUUUGCAGAACCAGCACUGAGUGCCUUGUAUCACACGCUCGUGCUCAUGGGAUCUCUCAAAGCGCAUAGAAUCUUGUUCCUCUUGUCACAGCCGACCGAGAGUCUCUCCGUAAAUUAUCCUACCAAGGUGCAAGAAGUUCUUAUCGAUGUCCGCUUGACUUUGGUGUACAAGGCAGGGCCAACGUACGGCUACUUUGACAUCUGUAAGCUCAUUCAAAAAGUCCCGCAUGUCAAGACCUUUCGUCUGUUCGAUUCAAAUGAUGGAAAACAGCCUCUGUGGGCAGAUCGUACUCCCAGGUGGACUUAUACUGCAGAAAUGUUUGAGACUUUGAAAGCAAGCAAUCUUCGCUUACACACCUUUGAUUGGAACUCCCGAUACAUGGAAACAAGGGACUUGAUUGAUACCAUGUUGUUGCGUCACUCCGACUCUACAUUCCAGGGUAUUCGCAACCUGAACAUCUUUCACAUCCAUUCCGAUGAGGUUGUUCCCCCAAGAGAAGAUGGUAAACCUGAUGAUCAGAUUAUUGAGAAAGGACUAGGCGAAGCAUUGUGCCGACUUCCAGAUCUACGGUCUGUGAGCUUCACUGAUUGUGGAGCCGUAAAUGAGGUGCUGUUCGCUGCAAUGCCGUCGACAUUAAGGUCACUCACUCUUGACAACUGUGACGAGGUGGGCACAGUAGCGUUUGUGGCCUUCUUGAACGAUCGUGGAUCUUGUUUGCGGCAGCUCGUGCUCAAACACAAUCGACAUCUCAACAUGUCUUUCAUGACUGUUCUGAAAGAUGCAUGUCCGAACCUUCAAAGGCUCUCCGCCGAUUUCAUCAUGCACAACUGGCCGCCCCACUACAAUGGUAUGCCUCACUUCAAGAAUCUUUUGAAACCUGGCGAGGUUCCCACUUGGCCUCGAGCACUUCAGGAGAUUGAACUUUCGCGUCUACGUCAAUUGGACCAACCCCGGGCUGCAACAUUUUUAACUUCCCUGGUUGAUGCUGCUCCGGACCUUCCGGACUUGCGAAGAAUCGACAUCAGUGCAGCAGUGCAGGCCGAAUGGCAAGACAGGGCUUCAUUCCGGCAGUACUGGGAUCGUAAACUUCGACGAACUUUUCUCCGUAAAGACGCAGCUGUCAACACGGAUAUAGCGGCGGAUCUGGCUUCUCCAGAGACGACAAACCAACGACACUCACACCGUCACAGCGCUCGCAUAGCAAGACAGCGACUUGCGGGUGUUGAUGAUGACGAAGUUGACGACUCUGAAGAGAUUGAUCAUGAUGAUAGCGGCGACGACGACACAGAAAGAAACAAGGCAGGGUCUGCAAACGACUAUGUUCAAGGAUUGUGUGAUGUAGUGACUUUCACCAUCGACAACCUGCGUCCGACCGAGAAUCAGUACAGCGAAGGCGACUUUCUCGACUCUGAGCAGAGCGGUGAUGAGGAUUGGGAGGGGGAAGACUGGGAGCCGGACAAUGACAGACACGCGUGGUGA